AUGAAACAAUUCCUGGAACUCUGGAAGCUGGAAGUGAGCCCAAACGGUUCCAGCAGCAGCGACGCUCAGGCGCGGGAAUGCCUCAUUACCAAACAACGGAGCCUCAUUACCAAACAACGGGGCCUCAUUACCAAACAACGGAGCCUCAUUACCAAACAACGGAGCCUCAUUACCAAACAACGGAGCCUCAUUACCAAACAUCGGAUCCUCAUUACCAAACCACGGAGCCUCAUUACCAAACAACGGAGCCUCAUUACCAAACAACGGGGCCACAUUACCAAACAACGGAGCCUCAUUACCAAACCACGGAGCCUCAUUACCAAACAACGGAGCCUCAUCACCAAACAACGGAGCCUCAUUACCAAACAACGGAGCCUCAUUACCAAACAACAGGGCCUCAUUACCAAACAACGGAGCCUCAUUACCAAACAACGGGGCCUCAUUACCAAACAACGGAGCCUCAUUACCAAACAACGGAGCCUCAUUACCAAACAACGGAGCCUCAUCACCAAACAACGGAGCCUCAUUACCAAACAACGGAGCCUCAUUACCAAACAACGGGGCCUCAUUACCAAACAACGGAGCCUCAUUACCAAACAACGGGGCCUCAUUACCAAACAACGGAGCCUCAUUACCAAACAACGGAGCCUCAUUACCAAACAACGGAGCCUCAUUACCAAACAACGGAGCCUCAUUACCAAACAACGGAGCCUCAUUACCAAACAACGGAGCCUCAUUAAAAAACAACGGGGCCUCAUUACCAAACAACGGAACCUCAUUACCAAACAACGGAGCCUCAUUACCAAACAACGGAGCCUCAUUACCAAACAACGGAGCCUCAUUACCAAACAACGGGGCCUCAUUACCAAACAACGGAGCCUCAUUACCAAACAACGGGGCCUCAUUACCAAACAACGGAGGGCCUCAUUACCAAACAACGGGGCCCAAACAUUACCAAACAACGGGGCCUCAUUACCAAACAACGGAGCCUCAUUACCAAAACAACGGAGCCUCAUUACCAAACAACGGGGCCUCAUUACCAAACAACGGGGCCUCAUUACCAAACAACGGAGCCUCAUUACCAAACAACGGAGCCUCAUUACCAAACAACGGGGCCUCAUUACCAAACAACGGGGCCUCAUUACCAAACAACGGGGCCUCAUUACCAAACAACGGAGCCUCAUUACCAAACAACGGGGCCUCAUUACCAAACAACGGAGCCUCAUUACCAAACAACGGGGCCUCAUUACCAAACAACGGGGCCUCAUUACCAAACAACGGGGCCUCAUUACCAAACAACGGAGCCUCAUUACCAAACAACGGGGUCUCAUUACCAAACAACGGAGCCUCAUUACCAAACAACGGGGCCUCAUUACCAAACAACGGAGCCUCAUUACCAAACAACGGGGUCUCAUUACCAAACAACGGAGCCUCAUUACCAAACAACGGGGCCUCAUUACCAAACAACGGGGUCUCAUUACCAAACAACGGAGCCUCAUUACCAAACAACGGGGCCUCAUUACCAAACAACGGGGCCUCAUUACCAAACAACGGGGCCUCAUUACCAAACAACGGAGCCUCAUUACCAAACAACGGGGUCUCAUUACCAAACAACGGAGCCUCAUUACCAAACAACGGGGUCUCAUUACCAAACAACGGAGCCUCAUUACCAAACAACGGGGCCUCAUUACCAAACAACGGGGUCUCAUUACCAAACAACGGAGCCUCAUUACCAAACAACGGGGCCUCAUUACCAAACAACGGGGCCUCAUUACCAAACAACGGGGCCUCAUUACCAAACAACGGAGCCUCAUUACCAAACAACGGGGUCUCAUUACCAAACAACGGGGCCUCAUACCAAACAACGGGGCCUCAUUACCAAACAACGGAGCCUCAUUACCAAACAACGGGGUCUCAUUACCAAACAACGGAGCCUCAUUACCAAACAACGGAGCCUCAUUACCAAACAACGGGGUCUCAUUACCAAACAACGGAGCCUCAUUACCAAACAACGGGGCCUCAUUACCAAACAACGGAGCCUCAUUACCAAACAACGGAGCCUCAUUACCAAACAACGGAGCCUCAUUACCAAACAACGGGGCCUCAUUACCAAACAACGGGGCCUCAUUACCAAACAACGGAGCCUCAGUACCAAACAACGGAGCCUCAUUACCAAACAACGGAGCCUCAUUACCAAACAACGGAGCCUCAUUACCAAACAACGGAGCCUCAUUACCAAACAACGGGGCCUCAUUACCAAACAACGGAGCCUCAUUACCAAACAACGGAGCCUCAUUACCAAACAACGGAGCCUCAUUACCAAACAACGGAGCCUCAUUACCAAACAACGGAGCCUCAUUACCAAACAACGGAGCCUCAUUACCAAACAACGGGGCCUCAUUACCAAACAACGGAGCCUCAUUACCAAACAACGGAGCCUCAUUACCAAACAACGGAGCCUCAUUACCAAACAACGGAGCCUCAUUACCAAACAACGGAGCCUCAUUACCAAACAACGGAGCCUCAUUACCAAACAACGGAGCCUCAUUACCAAACAACGGAGCCUCAUUACCAAACAACGGAGCCUCAUUACCAAACAACGGAGCCUCAUUACCAAACAACGGAGCCUCAUUACCAAACAACGGAGCCUCAUUACCAAACAACGGAGCCUCAUUACCAAACAACGGAGCCUCAUUACCAAACAACGGAGCCUCAUUACCAAACAACGGAGCCUCAUUACCAAACAACGGAGCCUCAUUACCAAACAACGGAGCCUCAUUACCAAACAACGGAGCCUCAUUACCAAACUCUCAAACACAACAAACACUAAAUUAA
Messenger RNA from Procambarus clarkii (red swamp crayfish), 2835 nucleotides. NCBI's taxonomy places the organism in Eukaryota, Metazoa, Arthropoda, Malacostraca, Decapoda, Cambaridae. The record is from RefSeq and is a predicted model, not a curated record.